This is a messenger RNA of Sinocyclocheilus grahami, 756 nucleotides long. RefSeq names its product protein NLRC3-like. The record is from RefSeq and is a predicted model, not a curated record. Lineage: Eukaryota; Metazoa; Chordata; Actinopteri; Cypriniformes; Cyprinidae. The transcript has 2 exons. Bases 1 to 435 code for a protein of 144 amino acids.
AUGAACAAAAAUGGACAGCUGGAUCUGUUCUUGCGGUUCCUGCUGGGCAUCUCACUGGAGUCCAAUCAGAGACUCUUACAGGAUCUACUCACACCUAGUGAGAACAGCUCAGAGAGCAUCAGGAAAACCACACAGUUCAUUAAAGAGAAGAUCAAAGAUGGACAUGGACUCUCCACUGAAAGAUCCAUCAAUCUGUUCCUCUGUCUGCUGGAAGUGAAAGAUCAGACUCUGUCCAGAGAGAUUCAGGAGUUUGUGAAAUCAGACAAACUCUCAGAGAAGAAACUCUCUGCUGCUCACUGCUCAACAAUCGCCUACAUUCUUCAGAUGUCAGAGGAGCCGCUGGAUGAGCUGGACCUCAAGAAAUACAACACAUCAGAUGAAGGGAGAAGAAGACUGGUACCAGCUGCGAUCAACUGCACAAAAGCUCUAGUGUGAUAAAUUGUAGCAAUGUGUGGUGUUGUAACAAAUCAGGCCUCUGUGGCUCUCUCCGACCACCACCGGAGUGCACCCUCUCCUGAGUACUAGCAUUCAUGGACUCCAUUUCCCAUACACCCCAUACCUGGGACUGAUUACUGGCACAGGUGUUUCCCCUUAGCUUCCCCAUUUAAGCUGCAUCUGGACUCUUAGUUUUCGUGAAGUCUUUUUUUGCCACGGCUAACAUCUCUGAGCAUUUAUCCCCUGUCUAUUUGAUCUCUCGUGUAUUAUCUUGGAUUGUUCAUUCUAGUGUGAUUCUCUGCCGCCUGCCCCGACCCGCGC